Molecule: messenger RNA, 1658 nt
Organism: Phaethon lepturus (White-tailed tropicbird)
Lineage: Eukaryota; Metazoa; Chordata; Aves; Phaethontiformes; Phaethontidae
Gene: WDR36
Product: WD repeat domain 36
Exons: 15
Biological process (GO): rRNA processing
Cellular component (GO): small-subunit processome; Pwp2p-containing subcomplex of 90S preribosome
Molecular function (GO): protein binding
Source: RefSeq, a predicted model, not a curated record
UUAACAUUUUCCUUGCAGGUGAAGAAGCUUGGUAUUGUUGCUGUGAGUAAUGCUUUGCCACAAGACAUUGCAUGUUUGGCAGCAGACCGCAUGUUGAUAUUUGCUUCAUAUGACAACAUUCUCCAUGCUUUUGCCAGGAACAAAGAGGUGGUUCAUACCUACGAAGGUCACAAGGCAAGGAUACACCUUCUGCAGCCUUUUGGUGAUCAUGUCAUUUCUGUGGAUGUCGAUAAUGUUCUUAUCGUUUGGAAUAUACAGUCAGAAGAGGAGUAUCUUCAAGUGGAUUUUGAUAAGACCACUUUUGCAGUUUCUGCAGUUCUGCAUCCCAGCACCUAUUUGAAUAAAAUUCUUCUUGGAAGUGAACAAGGGAGCUUGCAGCUAUGGAAUAUAAGAUCCAACAAACUCUUAUACUCAUUUCCAGGAUGGCACUUAGCGGUCACAACUCUUGAACAAGCUCCAGCAGUGGAUGUUGUUGCAGUUGGUCUUGUAUCUGGUCAUAUCAUUGUACAUAAUAUUAAGUUUGAUGAAACUCUGAUGAAAUUCCAACAAGACUGGGGUCCCAUCACAGCAAUAUCUUUUCGUACAGAUGGACACCCAGUAAUGGCAGCUGGUAGCCCAAUUGGACACAUUGCUUUGUGGGACUUAGAAGAGAAGAAACUAAUGUGUCAGAUGCAAGAUGCCCAUUCCACAGCAGUAGCUGGUAUGUCGUUUGUCCCUGGAGAGCCACUUCUUAUUACUAAUGGUGCUGAUAACGCUAUACGGGUGUGGAUUUUUGAUGGACCUGGUGGUACAGGACGUGUACUGAGAAGCCGAAUGGGACAUAGUGCACCACCAACAAAAAUCAGAUACCAUGGGCAAAAUGGAGAGCAAAUUCUUAGUGCAGGCCAAGAUGGAACAUUGCAGUCUUUUUCAACAGUGCAUGAAAAGUUCAAUAAAAGCUUAGGACGUGGUUCCAUUAACAAAAAAAAAUCAAAAAAGAAAGGUCUUAAGCUUGAUACGAUGGCACUUCCACCAAUUACAGUCUUUGCUUCAGAAGUGGCACAUCAGAGUGACUGGGAUAGUAUUGUUGCCUGCCAUCAAGGCUAUAUAACCUGUACAACCUGGAACUAUCAGAAAACUUCCAUGGGAGCUCAUAAACUGAGGCCAGAAGAAUUUAGCAAACACAAACCUAUUGAUAUAUGUGCAACAGCAGUUGACAUUACCUCAUGUGGGAACUUUGCUGUAAUUGGGCUGUCAACUGGACAGAUAGAUGUAUAUAACAUGCAGUCUGGCAUUCACAGAGGGCGUUAUGGCAAAGAAAGAGCACAUGAGGGGGCCAUAAGGGGAGUAGCAGUGGAUGGAUUAAACCAGCUGGUAAUCACAGCUGGUAGUGAAGGAUUAAUUAAAUUUUGGAAAUUCAAAACUAAAAAUCUAGUGUACUCCACUGAGCUUUCUUUUUCCCCAAGUGGAAUCCUGCUUCACAGAGACAGUGGUAUUCUGGGAAUUGCCUUUGAUGACUUCAGUAUUAGUGUUUUGGAUAUAGAAACCAGGAAGAUUGUCAGGACGUUCUCGGGACACCAUGGACGGAUUAAUGACAUGACUUUCAGUCCUGAUGGUCGUUGGCUAAUAACUUCAUCAAUGGACUGUACCAUUAAGACUUGGGACCUUCCUUCUGGAUG